This is a messenger RNA of Ctenopharyngodon idella (grass carp), 2929 nucleotides long. Its product is annotated as E3 ubiquitin-protein ligase TRIM39-like. NCBI's taxonomy places the organism in Eukaryota, Metazoa, Chordata, Actinopteri, Cypriniformes, Xenocyprididae. Gene Ontology annotation, biological process: protein ubiquitination. Gene Ontology annotation, molecular function: ubiquitin-protein transferase activity; zinc ion binding; protein binding. The record is from RefSeq and is a predicted model, not a curated record. Bases 80 to 1660 code for a protein of 526 amino acids. The transcript is spliced from 7 exons.
GAACAAGACGCUUCAUCAAACAGCACUUCAUUUCAGAAACUCUGAAAUCAACGACUAGAUCUGAUAUUCACUCACAGUCAUGGCAUUCUCCAGUGGUUCAGCAAUAAAUAAGGAGCUCCAGUGCUCCAUCUGUCUGGAAGUGUUCACUGAUCCAGUCAGCACUCCAUGUGGACACAACUUCUGUAGAACCUGCCUGAGCAAGUGUUGGACAAGCUCUCGGAACUGCUUCUGUCCAUUCUGUAAAGAAAAAUUCAGCAGAAGACCUGACCUCAAGAUUAAUACAACACUCAGAGAGGUUGUGCAACACUUUGAGAAGCGCAAACGAGCAGAAUCUGAGGUGUUCUGUGACUUCAGUGAUGAAAGAAAGCAGAAAGCUGUGAAGUCCUGCCUGACGUGUCAAAGCUCUUACUGUGAUGAUCAUCUGGAGCCUCAUCUCAGAGUCCCACGUCUAAAGAAACACAAACUGAUCAACGCUGUGGAAAACCUGGAGGAUUAUAUAUGCCAGAAACACGAGAGACCUCUGGAGAUGUUCUGCAGAGAUGAUCAGACGUGUGUUUGUCUGUCCUGCACUGAAGGAGAACACAGGAAUCACAACACUGUUCCUAUAGAGGAGGAGAGUCGAGAGAAGAAGAUUAAUUUGGCUAAUAGACAUCAUCAGAUGAUACAGGACAGAAUAAAAAAGAUUCAAGAGAUCCAGGACUCAGUAGAGCUGAGAAAGAGAAACACAGAGAAAGAGAAGUCCUUCAGUGUUGAGCUCUUCACAGAUCUGAUCCGCUCCUUUGAGAGAUGUCAGUCUGAGCAGCUGAAGAUGAUGGAGGAACAGCAGAAAGCAGCAGAGAAACAGGCUGAAGAUCUCAUUAAAGAGCUGCAGCAGGAAAUCACUGAGCUGAAGAAGAGAAACACUGAGCUGGAGCAGCUCUCACACACUGACGAUCAUCUCCACCUCAUACAGAUGUGCUCAUUCCUGUUCAGUCUUCCACACACCAAGAACUGGACUGAGAUCAGGAUUGACUCUGAUGUGAAUGCGAACUCUCUGUAUAGAGUUGUGACUCUACUGAGGAAAACUCAAGAGACACUGAAUAAAAAAAUCAGGCAAACUGAGUUGAAGUGUGUACAGAAGUAUGCAGUGGAUGUGACUCUGGAUCCUGAUACAGCGAAUCCAUAUCUCAUCCUGUCUGAUUAUGGAAAACAAGUCAGUACUGGAGACAUUAAGCAGGACGUCCCAGAAAACCCAAAGAGAUUUGAUGUCUGUUUUUGUGUUCUGUCAAAGCAGGGAUUCAGUUCAGGGAGAUUUUACUAUGAGGUGCAGGUGAAGGGAAAGACUGAGUGGAGUUUAGGAGUGGCCAGAGAAUCCAUUAACAGGAAGGUGAAGAUCACACUGGGUCCUGAUAAUGGAUUCUGGACUGUGAUUCAGAGGAAUGAGAAUCGAUAUAAAGCUUGUGAAAGUCCAUCUGUCUCUUUAUCUCUGAAAGUGAAACUUGAGAAGGUGGGAGUGUUUGUGGAUUAUGAGGAGGGUCUGGUCUCUUUUUAUGAUGUGAGCUCCAGCUCUCAUAUCUACUCUUACACUGGUCAGACUUUCACUGAGAAACUCUAUCCAUAUUUUUACCCAGGCUUUAAUUCUAAAAACUCAAACCCACUGAUCAUCACACCUGUCAACUGAAACGAAUAAAUGAAUAAAAUAAAAUUUGAAAACAUACUGUUUUUAGAAUAUGUAAAUAAAAAGGCCCUAAAAAACCCAUUAAUUAUAAUUAAAUAUUUGUUAUAUGUUGUGAAAUGUAUCAUCACAGUUACAUUUGAAUGGCCAUUUUGGAGUCUAUAUUUUCUAAUCAACACAAUGAUUUGUUUGCUUAUCUUCCAUUAAUAUUUUGCUUUUGCUUUUCAAAUCUGCUAUGAAAAUUUACAUUCCCAAUCUGUGUCUCCAAACUCGGUCCUGGAGGGCCACUGUCCUGCAGAGUUUAGCUCCAACUUGCCUCAACACACCUGCCUGGAAGUUUCUAGUAUGCCUAAUUAGACCUUGAUUAGCUGGUUCAGGUGUUUAACUGGGGUUGGAGCUAAACUCUGCAGGACAGUGGUCCUACAGGACAGAGUUUGAAAACCCCUGCUUUAUACGGAAAAAAACGUUCUUCAACACUUGUGACAGUAGGUUCUGGAACUUGAUCUUGACUGUCAACUGUUUACCCACCACAGAGUCCUCUAGAGGCUAAAACAGUACAAACACAAUCAGUGGAUGUAGAGCUUCUUUUUGUGAUGAACUGAAUUCACCUGCAGUGUUUUGAUUCAAGUAAAAGCAAAGCUGAAGUUAAGGCAAAACCCUUUUAUAACAGGACAGAAAUUAGGAAAACUAAAAAGAUGCAAAUCAUUUUUGUUCUAAAAGAAAUUUCUAGUGUAUAUUUAACUGAUAAUCACCAUACAAAGUUCAUUUUCUCUCAGCUGCUACUCUCAAAUCUAAAUUACAGUUGAGAGCUAAGAUGGAGGGAAUUAAUUUAGUCUGUUCCUUAUUUAACCAUGAUGACUUCAGAAGACUUGGAAUGGGAAACUAGUGCUUAUAUUUUUCAAUAUACUGCAAUAUAUGCAUUGACCCUGUAUGGCUUGGCUAUAUAUUGAUACAUAUAAAAUAUUAAGAAAAUAUCAAAAAAUAGCAUUGCAUGUAAUAUUCAUAAAUGUUUAUCCUUUAUUGUGUACAUAUAUUGCACAUACAUGUUCCCAUAUAAAUGUGAAAGUACACACGUACACACAUUCACAGAAUGAGCUAGAAUAGCUUGCUUUGCUUUUUCGUGUUAAAGAAGAGUAAAAAUUAAAAUUAAAUGUUAUUUCUGUCAGAGAUCUGUGCAUGUUUAAUGUUGUAAUAUUUUGGAAUUUAAAAGGUUUUCUGGUAUGUCUUGUUGUGGUUAGAGAUGGGCAGUAUUUUAAUUAAAUGUAUUUAAGAUAC